This is a messenger RNA of Lactuca virosa, 1797 nucleotides long. The record is from the annotation of a GenBank genome assembly. Lineage: Eukaryota; Viridiplantae; Streptophyta; Magnoliopsida; Asterales; Asteraceae.
AUGGAAACGCCCAAAGAGGAGCCGUUCCCGUAUCUGAAACGGUUGGGAAACGGAAACGCCGGUGAAACGCCGGGAAACGUUUCCGGCAAAGUAUCCGCUAUUCUAGAAACGUUUCGUGUAAGUUUCCUUCAGGAGGAUGUUGGAAGUUCAAGUGUAACCUUUGCAGUGAAACCCGACAAGGAUCAUAUUCUAGAUGGGAUUUCUAUUUGCAAGAAAGCAACAACAGCUGAUAAACUUAACAUGACACAAUUAGAAGAUGCGUAUGAAAAGAAGAAAGCCGAGUCACAAGCGAAAGAAGUUCAGUUGCCAUGUGAAGCUGGUGUUGGAUUUAAGAAAAGAAAAGGUAUUUCAACACCUAUUGAAAGAGCUUUUGGUGUUGAAAUUAGGGACCAAUUGGAUCAAGAAAUAGCUAGAAUGUUUUAUAUUGGAGAAAAAGAUAAUGUUCACAAGCUAUUAGAGCCACUUAGGUCUACAUGGAAAGAAAAAGGUGUGACUAUUGUGAGUGAUGGUUGGAGUGAUCCUACAAGAAAACCUCUAAUCAAUUUCAUGGCUACCUCAGGUAAUGGUCCUUUGUUUCUAAAGACAGUGAAUUGUUUUGGGGAAGUGAAAGAUAGAUUUUUUAUUGCUGAAUUGAUGAAAGAAGUCAUCAAUGAAAUUGGUCAUGAAAAUGUUGUGCAAAUAAUUACUGACAAUGCAGCAAAUUGUAAGGCGGCUGGAGAGAUUAUAGAGAGUCAGUUUCCUCACAUCUAUUGGACACCAUGUGUUGUUCAUACACUUAAUCUUGCUUUGAAGAACAUUUGUUCACCAAGGAAUGUGGAAACAAAUGAUCUAACAUAUGAACAGUGUAGCUGGAUAAAAGAAGUUCACGAAGAGGCGUUUGCAAUAAAAAAUUUCAUCAUGAACCAUAACAUGAGACUCUCGAUUUUCACCAAGUUUACUCCUCUUAGGCUGCUUUCUGUUGCUGACACUCGCUUUGCCUCCAUCAUUGUGAUGCUUAAGAGAUUAAAACUUAUCAAAAGGGGUCUUCAAGCUAUGGUCAUAACCGAAGAAUGGUCUUCUUAUAGAUUAGAUGACACUGAAAAAGCAAACGCUGUGAAAGAAUAUAUUUUGAAUGAUGAUUGGUGGGACAAAGUAUCAUAUAUUCUUAGUUUCACUGGACCUAUAUAUGAGAUGAUUAGAGCUUGUGACACUGACAAGCCAUGUUUACACUUGGUGUAUGAGAUGUGGGAUUCUAUGAUUGAGAAAGUGAAGAUUGAGAUCUACAAGAAAGAAAAACGUCCGACAUCUCAAAUAAGUUGUUUUUAUGACGUUGUGCAUCGUAUUUUAGUGGCUCGAUGGACGAAGAAUAACACUCCCCUACAUUGUUUAGCUCACUCUUUACAUCCAAGUGAUGCAUGGUUAAUGGAGGAUUCUACAAGAUGUGCUCCACAUAGGGAUGGAGAACUUUCACAAGAAAGGAUGAAAUGUUUUCGAAGGUUGUUUCCUAAUGAUGAUGAGUAUGGCAGAGUCCUUGAUGAGUAUGCAAUGUUUUCAAUGAAGAGUGGUCCUUUUGAAGAUUUAACAAGCAUUUCAAAGAUGGCUACUAUGGAACCCAAGAAUUGGUGGGUCAACUUUGGUGCUCAGACUCCUUUUCUCCAAACUUUGGCUUUUAGAUUACUUGGACAACCUAGUUCUUCUUCUUGUGCUGAGCGUAAUUGGAGUACUUAUGCAUUUAUUCACUCGCUUAAAAGGAACAAGUUGACUACAAGUCAUGCUCAAGACUUGGUUUACAUCCACAAUAAUCUCCGACUUUUGUAA